GUGUGUGUGUGUGUGUGUGAGAGAGAGAGAGAGAGAGAGAGAGUGUGUGUGUGCUCGCGAUGGAAGACGCGCGCGUACAUGACGGAACAGGAGGAGAGCGAUCGACUGCGCGAGGUUGCGAAAGAAAAUAAACACAAGAAGGAAAAGAAAGACGAAUGAAUAAAUAUUCGCAGGAGAAAAAGAACACGUUCCGAUUUAUUUAAAGCAUGCGGAUAGAAAGAAGCAGGUCACCUUGAGGAAUGGUACUUUAUUAAGCGAGCAAGGAAGAAGAAGAAGAAGGAGAAGAAGAGUGAGGCGGUUCCGCUGGUCCGCGGCGCACCGGCUGCUGAGGCGCUCGCGCUGCACGCAGGCAUGUCGGCAUGGCGUGCACCAGGAGAACCAAAACUUUGGUGUCGACAUGCGUGAUCCUGAGCGGCAUGACCAACAUCGUGUGUCUGCUCUACGUCGGAUGGGUCACUAACUACAUCGCCAGUGUGUAUAUUAAAGUGCCGGUGCCCGUCCCAGCCAGGAAGUUGGAGGGCGACAAGAAGGGCGAAACUCUGCGGAUUAUAGAGCGACUGGACCGGCUGGAAAAUGUCGUGAACCAGCACAUACAAGAAACCCCGCUCAAAUCAGACAGUAAUCAGGAGGACCGAUCGUUCGCAGACUCCUCGCUCUUCAGCCACUGGGGUCAGGAUCUUAACUCGGAGAGUCGCCGAGUCGCCCUCAAGAUGUUUCAGUACUACGGUUAUAAUGGCUACCUCAGUGAGCGCCUGCCCAUGGACCGAGCCAUCCCCGACUACAGACCCGAAGGGUGUAAGAACAUGUCGUACCCCACGAACCUGCCGCAGGUCAGCAUCGUGUUCAUCUUCGUCAACGAGGCACUGUCCGUCAUCCUGCGCUCCAUCCACUCGGCCAUCAACAAAACCCCCGGCCAUCUGCUCAAGGAGAUCGUACUGGUGGACGACAACAGCAGCAGCGAGGAGUUGAAGGAGAAGCUCCAGGACUUUGUAGAAGAGAUGAAUGCUAAACGUCCAGGCUUUAUAAAGAUGGUGCGACACCAGAAGCAGGAGGGUCUGAUCCGGUCCCGUGUGAGCGGCUGGAGGGCUGCGACUGCCCCUGUGGUGGCUCUGUUCGACGCCCAUGUGGAGUUUAACAAUGGCUGGGCUGAACCCAUUCUCCAGCGGAUCAAAGAGGACCGGACACGGAUCAUCUCCCCAUCGUUCGAUAACAUUAAAUACGACACCUUCGAGGUGGAGGAGUAUCCGCUGUCCGCUCAGGGCUUCGACUGGGAGCUGUGGUGUCGCUACCUGAACCCACCCAAAUCCUGGUGGAACCUUAACAACACCACGUCUCCAAUCAGGAGUCCGGCUCUGAUUGGCUGCUUCGUUGUAGACAGGAAGUACUUUGAAGAAAUCGGGCUGCUGGACGAAGGUUUGGAAAUCUACGGUGGCGAGAAUGUGGAGCUGGGCGUCAGAGUGUGGCAGUGUGGUGGCAGUGUGGAGGUUCUUCCCUGUGCCCGUAUCGCCCAUAUCGAGCGCGCCCACAAGCCGUACACUGAGGACCUGAGCGCACACGUCCGCCGUAACGCCCUGAGAGUGGCUGAGGUGUGGAUGGACGAAUUCAAGAGCCACGUCUACAUGGCCUGGAAUAUUCCGCAGGAGGACUCAGGCAUAGACAUUGGUGAUAUCUCAGAGAGGAAAGCUCUGAGGAAAAGGCUGCAGUGUAAGACGUUCAGGUGGUACCUGGUGAACAUCUACCCCGAGAUGAGGAUGUACACGGAUACGGUUGCGUACGGAGUGCUGAGGAACUCUCUGAAGAGUGAGCUGUGUUUGGAUCAGGGCCCAGACACUGACAAUGUCCCCAUCCUGUACCUCUGCCACGGGAUGACGCCUCAGAACGUGUACUACAGCAACACGCAGCAGCUCCACGUGGGCGUUCUCAGCCCCACCAUCGACGACGACGACAACAAGUGCCUGGUGGACGUGAACGGACGGCCGCGGCUGAUCGAGUGCACCUAUGCCGCCGGCAAGCGCAUGAAGCUCCACUGGCUUUUCACUCAGAGAGGCUCCAUACAGAACAGGAAGUCAAAGCGAUGCCUCGAGCUAGUGGAGAGCAACGAGAGCGAGUUCGGUUACGAGCUCGCCGUCCAGAAAUGCAGCGGACAGAAAUGGACUAUCACCAGCGUCCUGCCUGGUGGCACCUUGUAACUGGACGCUGAGAGAGUCGAGGACACUGGAGAGCACCGAGAAGCCUGGAUGUUGACGAGGAGACCGCGAUGCACCUGGAUGUCUCUAAUCGAACUUGACAUCAUAUGAUAAAUGUUAAACAUUUUUAUCUCUAGCUACUGUACAUGUGCAUACGGAUCAGCCACGUCUGGCAGCUUGGCCACUGGAAUAUUGGUAUUUUUAUCAGAUAUUUUCUUAUUAUAAAAUUCAAUACCAAAUAUAAUAUACUGUAAAGCCUAUUUCUAGAUAUUUUCACUUAUUUAAAGUUUGUUUUUUACCUAUUAUUAUUAUUAUUAUUAUUAUUAUUAUUAUUAUUCAAGCUAUUUACCAGUUAUUUAUCAAGAUGCACAAAAAACAUCGUAUUAAAUAUGCGAUCUCGUUCUUAAAAUGUUGGAGAAAUUAAAUAAAAAACAGAUUUGCAUUUGUGACAGCGAAUAAUAAGCAUCGAGAGGUCGUACCACAUGACCUCGUACACACACACACACACAUACAAACACACACAUACACACACACACACACAGAAAUAGAGGAAAAAGGAUAGAAAGGUCAGAGUGAAUUUUUUAAAACAACCUAAACGUUCACAUUGUAGUGAGAAGAGGAACAAAUCGAUUCAUAAUAUUAUCAUUAUCAUGAUGAAUUUAAUUUUAAAAUAAUUUAAAUAAAAUUUUAAAUGAUGUAAUAAAAAUAAAUAAAUAGGUAAAUCAAUAAUUAAAUCAAUAAAUAAUAAUAAUGAUAAUAGUAAUAAUAAUAAUAAUGAUAGUACAAUGCACUGAAAAUUACAUUUUUAUAACUAAAACCAACGACGACUGAAUGUGUAAAACGUAUUUAAAAAAAACGAAUAAUUGAUGCAAAUGAGUCAAUCCGUCACGCUCAAAACUCACAACCAGAGACGUAGCGCUUUACACGUAGAGCACGUUUACCAAAGACAGAUUUUCACCCCUAUCAUCGAGUCCAUCUCGGUGGAGAACAACAGAAACACUGAAUAAUUGAUGCGUAAAAAAUCGAUUAUUAUCGGGGAAAAAAGCGGUGAAUAAAAAAUGAAUUCAGAUUCUCCAAUCGAUGUGUAAAUAAUUUAAUACGCCGUUCCUUUAAAACCUCUUUAAAAACCUCUCAUGUCACCUCCGAACAUACAGAAAGCUUGUUUUACAUAAUCAUUUUGAAUGUAAGUUGGAGUUUUUGGUCUGAAUACAUAGUUCAUGGCGACAAUCAUGACGAAGACGGAGAAGAUAACUCAGAGCUCUACACAUUACAGAUUCCACUUGAAAUCCUGACAGUUAGAGACCUUUUGGCUUUGACCAAUCAGUCCUUCCAGGAUUUUUACAGUUUUUUAGUGUAAAAAUGCUUUAUUUAACGUUCAGAUUAUUUCGUGGUUUUUUUUUCUUUCUUAAAACUCGAGGGACUGCAUAAGCUACACUACUAUAUUGGCAAAAGUAUUGGGAUGUCUGCCUUUACGUGCACAUGAAUGUAAUAUGGAGUUGUCCGGCCCUUUGCAGCUAUAACAGCUUCAACUCUUCUGGGAAGGCUUUCCUCAUGGUUCAGGAGUGUGUUUAUGGGAAUUUUGGACCAUUCCUCUGUUGUUGCUCUGUCUCUGAUGUUGGACGAGAAGGUCUGGCUCGCAGUCUCCGCUCUAAUUCAUCCCAAAGGUGUUCUAUCAGGUUGAGGUCAGGACUCUGUGAAGUUCCUCCACACCAAACUCACUCAUCCAUGUCUUUAUGGACCUUGCUUUGGUCACGGGUGUGCAGUCAUGUUGGAAUAGGAAGCGGUCAUCCCCAAACUGAAAUUUGUCCAAAAUGUCUUGGUAUGAAGCUGAAGCAUCACUUUCACUGGAACUAAGGGGCCGAGCCCAACCCCUGAAAAACAACACCUGAAUUCAAUGAUUUGGAGGGGUGUCCCAAAACUUUCGGCAAUAUAGCGUAGCAAGCGAUUUUCCUUGUAAGUCUGAUAUUUAAAAUAUUCCUUUUUUACCUCAUCGUUUAUCCUAGAUUCUGAACAAAGCUUAUCAUAUCGUGUCGUAUCGUAUCGUAUCGUAUCAUGCUUGAGGUUUAUUAUAUAAGCCUUUGCUACAUUAGCAGUCAUUCCCAUCCCUGCUUUAAUUUUGUUUAAGCUUUCUUUUCUUACACGAUGUAUAUGAAUAUGAUUCAAUAAAUCAGUUGCUUUUUUGCUCAGGAGUUUGUGGUACACACGUCGAUCACAGGGGAAGGUACAUGCUAACUUGCUAACGCUUGUGUACAAGUUGCUUUGACAUAUUCUCUAGAAAUAGGCUUAUUACACUGUAUAUUAUAUUUGUUAUGACAAUAAAGAGAGAAAUAUUGGAUGAAUCUGCCUGUGUUACAGAUAUGACUGGCACUUUGCAGUGGAGUUUCCACACCAUUCUUCUUCUUCUGUUCAAGGUUUCAUUUGGAUUUGUGUCGACUCGACGAAGGACUCGAUACAGCGAGUCGUUUUCCUUUCUUUCUUUCUUUCUUUCUUUCUUUCUUUCUUUCUUUCUUUCUUUCUUUCUUUCUUUCUUUCUUUCUUUCUUUCUUUUCUCUUUUUUAAAUGCGCUCACUCUGUAUUUGCUACCGUGUAGCAGGCUUUGGCAACAUUUUCUUGCUGUAUUUCUUUCCUUCUAGUGUCUCAGGUUCGUAGGUCGAGCUUAUUUUGGAAUCGAGCUGUACAUUUUCUGGGGACAUGCCAAUACGUCGGCGUAUGUCUGGAUACAAAUCGACUAUUUUAUAUCUUCAUGUAAAUCUGCGUAUUUAUAAUAUAUGGCAUUAAAAAAGAACAGAUGGUGAAGAAAAAAAACGCAUUUGUUUGUUUGUUUGCUUGUUUACUGAUGUGGUUCGAGCGGGAUGUUAAGCUCUUGCUGUAAUUAAAGCACUGGAGACAGAAACCGACAGCUGAGUGAGUAACACGUCAGCGCUGGGGCUCGUGCCGGCGUGUAACGUGCUGCUUUCUCCGACUGUUCUGUUAUCCGGCAAGUUGAACACUAAUCACGGGCAUAUUAACGUGCACACGGUUUGUGUUUCAGGACACACACGUAUUAUAUAUCGCUGAUGAGAACGAAUCAGCAAGGUGAAGAAAGAAACCUCUUUCAUAGAUGUUGUAGGGAAUGACAUUUUCUGUCAAUGUUUCCUUCAUAUGUUCUUCAUAUUUCCCGACCCUAUUACACCCUCUCUGACAUUUAGGAAGGAAAAUAAAGCUGGGAGGAAUGCAGAACAGAUCAUCAGGGAGUAGGGAGUGAAGUGAACAGAGAGAGAGAGAGAGAGAGAUCACAGAAAGAGACCAAGUGACAUGGAAGAGAUCAUGUGACAGCCAGCUCUUAUCCCCAUGAAUCCGUUUCAUCAUUUGUUUUCUAUCUAUCUAUCUAUCUAUCUAUCUAUCUAUCUAUCUAUCUAUCUAUCUAUCUAUCUAUCUAUCUAUCUAUCUAUCUAUCUAUCUAUCU
Messenger RNA from Hemibagrus wyckioides, 5631 nucleotides. It is a transcript of the gene galnt18b, whose product is annotated as UDP-N-acetyl-alpha-D-galactosamine:polypeptide N-acetylgalactosaminyltransferase 18b. Gene Ontology annotation, cellular component: Golgi apparatus. The record is from RefSeq and is a predicted model, not a curated record. NCBI's taxonomy places the organism in Eukaryota, Metazoa, Chordata, Actinopteri, Siluriformes, Bagridae. The transcript is spliced from 11 exons. Bases 360 to 2189 code for a protein of 609 amino acids.